Molecule: messenger RNA, 3960 nt
Organism: Cutaneotrichosporon cavernicola
Lineage: Eukaryota; Fungi; Basidiomycota; Tremellomycetes; Trichosporonales; Trichosporonaceae
Gene: NIK1
Exons: 8
Coding region: 1-3960 (1319 amino acids)
Biological process (GO): phosphorylation; cellular hyperosmotic response; phosphorelay signal transduction system
Cellular component (GO): membrane
Molecular function (GO): phosphorelay sensor kinase activity
Source: RefSeq, a predicted model, not a curated record
AUGGACGGCGUAGCGUCCCUCCACCCGCCGGAGGGCCCGUCCCCAUUCGAGGCGCACAUCCUCAACCUCCUCAGCACGCUCGACCAGAACCCGUCCCUCCCAUUCCAGACCUCGCCAGCCACCAAGACGCCGUCUCAACUUGCCAUUGAGCGCGGUAUCCUCGCCCUCGCCGAGCGCGCCUCUCACAACGCGUCCUCGCUCCCGCCCACCGUCCCCCAUGGCGCCACCAACUCGCACCUGACCACGCCGCCGCCCCACAACACGACCCUGGCCGCUUGCCCAUCAUGCUCGGCGCCGAUCUAUCAGUCCACUGUUCCGCCCACGUCACCCUUUGCUUCCCUCGAGCUCACGUCGCCCCGCCAGUCGUGGUCGAACGGCGUUGCCGACACUGGCAUGUCGGCUGAGAAGGAACUGGAAUUACUCAAGGCUCAGGUUCAGGACAUUGCGCGUGUUUGCAAGGCUGUCGCGACUGGCGACCUCUCGCAGAAGAUUAUCGUCCCCGUCAAGGGCCAGGCGAUGACGGAACUCAAGGACAUUAUCAAUUCAAUGGUUGACCGGCUCAAGACAUUCGCUACCGAGGUUGAGCGCGUCUCGCUCGAGGUUGGCACCCAGGGCAAGCUCGGUGGGCAGGCCGUCGUCGAGGGCGUCGAGGGCACAUGGCGGGAGCUCACCAACGUCGUUAACCGUCUGGCUGCAAACCUCACCAACCAGGUCCGCAGCAUCGCAAAGGUUACCAAGGCUGUCGCCCGCGGCGAUCUUAGUGAGACCAUCACUGUCGUCGCCAGCGGCGAGAUCGCCGAACUUGCUACCACGGUUAACGGAAUGGUGUAUAGCCUACGGUUACUAGCAGACGAAGUCAGUCGAGUGUCCCUUGAAGUAGGUUCGCAAGGAAAGCUCGGUGGCCAAGCACACGUGCCCAACGUCGAAGGUGUAUGGAAGGAUCUCACAGUUAAUGUCAAUCGCAUGUGUCACUCUCUCACAACGCAAGUGCGGUCCAUUGGAAGCGUCACAACUGCCGUUGCGAGGGGAGACCUGUCCAAGACGAUUGAAAUCGAGGCCGAAGGAGAGAUGGCUGUGCUCAAGGACACUGUCAACUCCAUGGUCAAGCAACUGACCAUCUUUGCGGGCGAAGUCACACGUGUCGCCCUCGAAGUCGGAACACAGGGUAGGCUGGGAGGCCAAGCCGUGGUCGAUGGCGUCGAAGGUGUCUGGGCAGACCUCACUACCAAUGUCAACAAAAUGGCACGAAACCUCACGGAACAAGUGCGAGAGAUUGCAGAAGUCACCAAGGCCGUCGCUCGCGGCGACCUCACCAAGACAGUCAACGCCGAUGUCCAGGGCGAGAUUCUCGAGCUCAAGCUUACUGUAAACGGAAUGGUGGCACAGCUCACCGUGUUUGCGGCAGAGGUCACGCGUGUGUCUCUUGAAGUCGGUACUGAAGGCAAGCUCGGUGGACAGGCCUUGGUUCCCAACGUCGAAGGUACAUGGAAGAUUCUCACGGACAAUGUCAACCUGAUGGCGCUCAACCUCACGACGCAGGUGCGCUCCGUCGCAGAAGUCACAACCGCCGUCGCUGCCGGUGACCUGUCGAAGAAGAUUACAGUCGAGGCGUUUGGUGAAAUUGCCCAGCUCAAGAACACUGUCAACGCCAUGGUGGACUCGCUCCGCUCCUUCUCGUCCGAAGUCACUCGUGUCGCUCGUGAAGUCGGUACAGACGGCCGCCUCGGUGGCCAGGCUUUCGUCCCCGGCGUCGCUGGAACUUGGAAGGACCUUACUGACUGUGUCAACGUCAUGGCUGCCAACCUCACAGUUCAGGUGCGAACCAUCGCCCACGCCACCACCGCUGUCGCAAGAGGCGACCUCACGCAGAAGGUCACUGGCGUGACCGUCUCUGGAGAAAUCCUCGACCUCGUCAACACUAUCAACAACAUGAUUGACCAGCUUGCUAUCUUCGCCGCCGAAGUCACGCGUGUCGCACGCGAGGUCGGUACCGAGGGCAAGCUGGGUGUCCAGGCCGAGGUCGAGAACAUUGAGGGCACGUGGCAAGAGAUCACGUCCAACGUCAACACCAUGGCGUCCAACCUCACGUCGCAGGUGCGCGCGUUUGCCCAGAUCUCGGCGGCUGCCACAGACGGUGACUUUACACGCUUCAUCACUGUCGAGGCAUCGGGUGAGAUGGACAGUCUCAAGACCAAGAUCAACCAGAUGGUGUACAACCUGCGCGAGUCCAUCGAGAAGAACACGAGCGCGCGUCAGCAAGCCGAGCUUGCGAACCGUUCCAAGUCCGAGUUCCUCGCCAACAUGUCGCACGAAAUUCGCACACCAAUGAACGGUAUCAUCGGCAUGACCGUGCUCACUCUCGAGAGCGAGUUGACUCGCCAGCAGCGAGAGAACCUCAUGAUUGUCUCGAGCUUGGCACAGUCGCUGCUCACUAUCAUCGACGACAUUCUCGACAUUUCCAAGAUCGAGGCUGGUCGCAUGACAAUGGAACAGAUUCCUUUCUCGCUUCGCCUCGCCGUCUUCAGCGUCCUAAAGACGUUGUGCGUCAAAGCAUCGCAGAACAAGCUUGACCUCAUCUUCGACAUCGACCCGACGAUACCAGACCAGCUGAUUGGUGACCCCUUGCGUCUCCGCCAGGUCAUCACCAACCUCAUUGGCAACGCUGUCAAGUUUACCACCGAGGGCCAGGUUGCCCUCUCCUGCCGCGUAAAGGCGAAGAGGGACGCCACUGUUGAACUGCAGUUCUGUGUGGCCGACACAGGCAUCGGCAUCAAGCAGGACAAGUUAGACGUCAUCUUCGAUACGUUCGCCCAGGCAGACGGCUCGACGACGCGCAAGUACGGUGGCACUGGUCUGGGGUUGACCAUCUCGAAGCGUCUGGUCAGCCUCAUGAACGGUAACCUCUGGGUCGAGUCCGAGUUUGGCGAGGGCAGUCGAUUCUACUUUACGAUGACGACUGAGGCGACGUCAACUUUGAAGGAGCAGGUCGCCGAGCGGCUGGCGCCGUGGGCCGGGCGGUCGGUGCUGUACAUCGACACGCUCGACGACACUACCGGCGUGAGCGAGAUGCUGCAGAGCUUACAUCUCAAACCGACGGUCAUCCACUCUCCCAACGCGGUCUGGGACCUCAAGCAGGCCCCAGAAGGCUUUCCCCACUAUGACACGAUGAUCGUUGACUCGCUCGCCGCGGCGGAGAAGAUCCGCACUAUUGAGCACCUGCGGUAUAUCCCCAUCGUACUCCUCGCGCCUUCUAACAAGCCGAGCGGGCCUGAGAACCCGUCCUUCAUCGACCUGGAUGAGACGCGGCGGAAACUGCUCAACCUCCCGUCGCCUACCGAGCAAAUACUUUCGCCUGUGCCUGUCAAGGACUGCCUUGACAUGGGUAUCAACACGUACUACACCACGCCCCUCAACCUCCAGGAGUUGAGCAACGCGAUCCUCCCCGCACUCGAAUCGCACCAGGUGCAGCCAGGCGACACGGUCAAGGACACGGUGCUCAACAUCCUGCUUGCAGAGGACAACGUUGUCAACCAGAAGCUUGCAGUCAAACUGCUGGAGGUAGCAGGUCACAAGAUUGAGGUGGCGGACAACGGCGAGAUUGCCAUCGACAAGUACAAGAAGCGGCAAGCGGAGCGCAAAGCGUUCGACGUUAUUCUUAUGGACGUGUCGAUGCCAGUUAUGGGCGGCAUGGAGGCGACGGGGUUAAUCCGCGAGUACGAAGCGUUCAACGGCGUGCAGGCUACGCCGAUUAUCGCGCUCACAGCCCACGCAAUGAUAGGAGACAAGGAGCGGUGCCUGGCCGCAGGCAUGACGGCUUACGUGACCAAGCCACUGCGACGCGGCGAUCUCCUCCAGGCCAUCUCCAAAGUGUUACAGGCCAAGCCGGCGGCGCAUCCGUCGUACCUCGGCGAGGCGUCGAUGGACGACGCGGACCGCACGCUCGUGCUUGCGAGCCGCUGA